GACCGAAAUCGGUCAAAUUAAAAAAAAUAAUGUGUGUUGGUCAACAAAGAGAGGACAUAUUUUGCCACGAUAUGGGCAGCUCUUGGUACCUUAACGACACGGACAAUAUCAUGAUUUAUUUCCUUAAAAGGAUCAAAAUCAUGAACUGAAAAUUGAAAUAGAGAAACAAACUCUUUAGAUCUGGCGACACUUCAGCACAAAAGCAUGUAAAAAGCCUCCACAGAAUAUACCGGUAAUCCGAGCAUGCACUGAUAUAUGGGAGUAGUGCAGCGAACUCCUGCAAAACGAGCUCUUGAGUAUCCCACAAGCCCAUUGCUCCGCCAACUGAAGCUUUCGUAGCAGCAUCAAAGUGAACUAAGAUGAAAUUGAGUGGAAUAGCUGGAGGCACUGUUGGCCUGCUAGUUGCUCUAACCGAGAAGGAGAAGAAGACGAAGCCAAUUGUGUCGUUGACCACCCUGCCACCUGUGAAUCAAACUGCCUCUGCAGUGUCCGAAGAAGAAAGACAAUGCCCGCAUAUUUCCAAAUUCGCCAGUAAAGGAAUACGAGUCGGAAAAUUGCAGCCUUGUCAAGACCUGCCGCAUCAAAGAAAAUAAAGUGCCAACCUGCAGCAGCUACAUGCAAGGACCACAUUGAAGUUAAAUUAUACGAUCAAAAUCUGCCAAUUGCCAUAAACCCACAACUCUACCCUCUAAGAAACAAUAGAUCACGACCUUCCAAACUAUCUAUCAUGCCAAGCGCAAGAAGCCUAGAUCCUAAAAGCGCCUGCUUUGCAAGAAGUGAAAGUAUAUUGCUGUUUAAGUCACGAAAACCGAGUCCACCUUGAAGCUUGUGACAGCAUAGGGCACGCCAUGAUCAUGAUUUCCACUUCAUACCAUCCCUCCGAUCUUGUUGACCCCACCAGAACCUCUUACCAAUGCAGUAGGAGUAACCAGUUGCGGCCGGCAAUCGUAAGCAUUCCACAAAAGACGCUACCUGUGAACAUUCAGAUGUAAACAAAAAUCCAAUAGCUAACACAUCAUUCUCAUCUCUCAAGGCUGCCUAAAGUCAUGAGAUGAAAGAAUCUGAGUAUUCAUUCGGUCCCACGACUUCUGUUCCCAAUAUAUUUCCUCCUGUAAAAAGGCGAUAGAAAGAUCGUGUUCUAAAGUAAUAGUGGCAAACCAAUCCACCAUGGCAGCCUCCGGGUAGCUAUUGCAUCUUGAAGCUCACGAAUUUGUCGGGCAGCAUUGGAGGUUCCUUUUGAUGCCCACACAUAGAGCUGAUGCAUCGAAGACUUUAGUACACUAUGAAGAAGGAAAUGGUAGGUACCGCUGAUCUUCAUUACAAGCAAGAUGAACAAAGACGAAGAGCUGCAUAGCUCCAUAAACCUACCUGAUCGAUGAACACAAUUCACAAAUAGAAAAGAUUCACACUGACGCCAAACAAUACACACUACUUUAGUCACCGCCAUGCCCCCUGACCGGACGUACUAUAAUAGAGUGCUGAAAUCCUAAAUGACGCAAGCAAACGAUUCUUAACCUUGGUAUCCUGACACUUGGUUUCACAAAGAAAAACAACCAAAGGCGACCUACUAAACGUAGCAGCUAGUAAACACUUCCUCGCCAGUGCAUUGCUAAAGCCUCGACAAUUCCAGCAUAGGACGGACACUCAUAACGAAGAGUAGGAUUGGAUGGAAUGGAUACAAGUAGCACCAACAAGAUUCCACUGGCAGAGCAACAACGCUAGAUGUUACUGUAAUCACAGACCGUGUAAGGAAUAAGGUUGUGAAUGACGGAAAGAGCAGGCUCCAAGAAGGCCUUGAGUCAGAAGCUGGAGAGGACGACCAAAUUUGACCCUCAAUUUGUUGAUUUGUUGAUCAAGUAAGAAUAGCAGCAGAAUCGGUCAGCGAACAGUGGAAGUAGCCUGGGUUAAGUCGGCGGCAGAGCUGGAUGGAGGGAGAAAUUUUCAUCGAUGGCGGAUUUUGAUCACCGUGAUUUCUGGUUCACGGUGCGGCGGGGAUGUUGAUCGGGUUAGCGGGGAAGAUGAAUAUGUUGAGGCAAAUAGUGGUGGUAUUGAAGUUACAGUGAAUAGGCAGGUGGGUGCAUCGGAAUUUGAUCGAGUAUUGAGGAAAACAAAACUCUAAGCGCAGGAGCGGGAGGACAAAGAGGUUUCAAGGAGAGAGGGGGGGAGUUCAAUUCUAGGGUUUUGGCUGGUGGGAUAUAUAUUGGAAUAAAAAACUGAAGGAGCA
Molecule: messenger RNA, 2224 nt
Organism: Linum trigynum
Lineage: Eukaryota; Viridiplantae; Streptophyta; Magnoliopsida; Malpighiales; Linaceae
Source: the annotation of a GenBank genome assembly